AUGUCUACUUCUCUUAGUGACUCACCUUCUUCCCAGAAUAAUGAGGAGUCUACUGAGGAAACGAAACAAGAACGUGCAGCCAUAGAAGAAAAGAUAGUUAACGAAGAAUAUAAAAUAUGGAAGAAAAAUUCGCCGUUUCUAUAUGAUCUGGUCAUCACUCACGCGCUGGAGUGGCCUACGUUAACGUGUCAGUGGUUUCAAGAUAUAGAAAAGCCCGAGGGAAAGGAUUAUACUAUCCAGCGCUUAUUGAUUGGUACUCAUACAUCGGACAAUGAUCAAAAUUAUGUUGAAAUCGCCAAUGUCCAACUUCCUAAAAGUGAUUCCGAUAUCGAUCCUCGAAAAUAUGAAGAAGAAAAAGCAGAAGCAGGUGUGCAUGGUGGCUCAUCCGAAAGUCGAAUCACCGUUGUUCAAAGAAUAAAUCACGACGGUGAAGUUAAUAGAGCGCGAUAUAUGCCUCAGGAUCAAAAUAUAAUUGCAACAAAAACGGUAACAGGAGAUGUCUAUAUAUUUGAUCUUACAAAACAUCCAACUAAACCUCCCGCGGAAGGGGUUUGUAGUCCCGAGUUGAAAUUGCGAGGGCAUACAAAAGAAGGAUAUGGAUUAGCUUGGAAUCCGUUUCAAUCUGGUCACAUUAUAGAUGCUUCAGAAGAUACCACUAUUUGUCAUUGGGACAUCAAUGGAUAUACAAAAGAAACAAUGGAGCCAUAUAGAGUUUAUCAAGGGCAUGAAGCUAUUGUCGAAGACGUUGCGUGGCAUACGGUAAAUAUCUUCGGCUCAGUAGGGGACGAUCAAAAACUUCUCAUUUGGGAUUCACGUGAAAAUUACGACAAACCAGUACAUACAGUCGUUGCUCACCAAAGUGAAGUUAAUAGUUUAGCAUUCAAUCCAUGUAACGAAUACAUUUUGGUGACUGGUGCCGGGGACAAGACCUUAAGCUUGUGGGAUUUACGUAACCUUAAAACCAAGUUACAUACACUUGAACAACAUUCCGGUGAAAUUGUUCAAGUCGAAUGGUCACCUCAUGAUGAAACAAUCCUCGCAUCUGCUGCAGGUGAUCGUAGGGUUAAUAUAUGGGAUUUAAGUAGGAUUGGUUCGGAACAAACUGCUGAGGAUGCUGAAGAUGGACCACCGGAGUUAUUGAUUUCAGAUUUUAGUUGGAAUCCUCACCUUCCAUGGGUCGUUGCUAGCACCGCAGAAGAUAAUAUUAUACAAGUGUGGCAACCAGCUGCAAAUAUCUACACUAUCGAUGAAAGGGAAAUCCCAGCCGACGAAUUAGAAGAUUAA
Messenger RNA from Funneliformis caledonium, 1284 nucleotides. NCBI's taxonomy places the organism in Eukaryota, Fungi, Glomeromycota, Glomeromycetes, Glomerales, Glomeraceae. The record is from the annotation of a GenBank genome assembly.